AUGGAUUCGCUGGAGACCCUCGCAUUUGCCGACCUCGAACUCAUCAAAUUCCAACUUGACACCUUUCGCCAACGCAUAAUCGCUCUCCAAAACUCUCGCUCGCCUCUCUUUCGCCUACCUGGUGAACUACGUAACAAGAUCUUCUUGUUUGCCAUGUAUGCCGAGCUUCUCCAACGAAAAUGCAAUCUGGCCAGACAUGCGGGUGGACAGCUCUAUAAAACGCCUUCGCUGUUCCACGUGAGUCGACAGAUCCACUCCGAAAGUAUUGGUGUCUGGUUGAAGGACGUACUGGUCUGGGAGGAGUUUGACUCAGAGAAGCAUUUGUGGCGGAGACUCAGCAUGAAUGAAAUCGGGGAGAUCUCUCGUGCGAGGACCUCGUUUGGGGAUCCAGGAAUCGUUACGAAGUUGGCGCAUUGCGAUCUGUGUCGUACGAGAGAGGCUGUCGAGGCAAGUCGGAGUAUUUGUGCGCGGAAAGGCUUGGUCAGAGUGGACUUUGGGCAAGGCGAGAACGAGGUUAUUGGGUUUCCUAAGCUCAGGUGGUGGGUUUGGUGA
Messenger RNA from Zasmidium cellare ATCC 36951, 552 nucleotides. RefSeq lists its product as uncharacterized. The transcript has a single exon. The record is from RefSeq and is a predicted model, not a curated record. Lineage: Eukaryota; Fungi; Ascomycota; Dothideomycetes; Mycosphaerellales; Mycosphaerellaceae. The coding region runs from base 1 to 552 and encodes 183 amino acids.